AUGGGGCCAGACAACUUGUUGCACCUAGCUGGCAGAAUCGUUGCUGUACAAGACGUCGGUUCCGAGAUCAAGUUUCCAAUCAUUCUAGAUGGACGACACCCAGUAGUGCGCUUAUUGGUCAAUUUCUACCAUCGCAAGGCUGGACAUGCAAACAAUGAAAUGGUGGUCAAUGAGGUUCGACAAAAAUAUUGGCUUCUUCAUCUGCGCAGUACUGUUCGAAGCGUCACCAGCAAAUGUUUGUUCUGUCGCAUCAAAAGAGCAAAGCCAAUGAAUCCGAUGACCGGUAACCUUCCUCCUCAGCGGCUUGCCCACCACCGCCGCCCAUUCACGUACACUGGCUUGGAUUAUUUCGGCCCGUUAAAUACCAAGAUCGGUCGAAGACAAGAGAAACGUUAUGUGGCCCUGUACACCUGCAUGACAUCCAGAGCCGUUCACCUGGAGCUUGUACAUUCCCUUUCUGCUGACUCCGCAAUAAUGAGCCUGCGACGGUUUAUUGCUAGAAGAGGUGCUCCCAAUACUGUAUAUUCUGACAACGGUACAUGUUUUGUUGGUGCAGACCGAAUUCUACGCGAAUUUUAUCAGCACGAGGUCUACGAUUUUGCUGCCAAUAGAGGAAUAAAGUGGAGCUUUAUCCCUGCCGCUGCUCCUUUUUUCGGCGGAUGCUGGGAGAGACUGAUUCGCACCAUCAAAAUCGCGCUGAACGCCACAUUACGUGAAAGAGAACCUAAUCCCGAAGUCCUAGUAACUCUCCUUCUAGAAGCUGAGGCAAUUGUAAAUUCUCGACCUCUGACCCAUGUCCCUGUUGGCACUGAAGACCAGGAAACCCUAACGCCCUUCCACUUUCUAAUUGGCUCAUCUUCUAACCAGGUUCUGCCUGCAACCCUUGACGACCGAGACCUUUUAAGACGUGCUGACUGGAGGAAGGCGUUGAGAUUGGCCGACCACUUUUGGAACCGAUGGGUAAAAGAAAUUCUGCCAACCAUGCAACCUCGCCAGAUAGCGGAGAACAGAGAGCACGACUUGACUGUUGGCGACUUAGUCAUCAUUGUAGACCAGAACCUACCCCGAGGAACCUGGCCACGCGGCCGCGUCGUUGCUACAUUCCCUGGCAGAGACGGAGUGGUCAGGGUGGUGGACGUAGCCACAUCAGGUGGAAUCCUUCGUCGACCUUCUAAAAAAUUGGUCAGAUUAGAGGCAUAA
Messenger RNA from Cydia fagiglandana, 1200 nucleotides. RefSeq lists its product as uncharacterized. The coding region runs from base 1 to 1200 and encodes 399 amino acids. Gene Ontology annotation, molecular function: nucleic acid binding. NCBI's taxonomy places the organism in Eukaryota, Metazoa, Arthropoda, Insecta, Lepidoptera, Tortricidae. The record is from RefSeq and is a predicted model, not a curated record. The transcript has a single exon. Gene Ontology annotation, biological process: DNA integration.